Lactuca virosa is the source of this 342-nucleotide messenger RNA. The record is from the annotation of a GenBank genome assembly. Lineage: Eukaryota; Viridiplantae; Streptophyta; Magnoliopsida; Asterales; Asteraceae.
AUGGAAUCACCGAUUUCCAUCAAGAUUCUUCUCCUCCACCUAUCUCUCUUCUCCGCCGCCCUUCACCACCAUGUAGAUGCAAGUUUCUUGCCGGAAAACACCGCAACACCACCUCGUUAUGGUUCAUUAGAAGAUUUAGUGGAGGAGUUGUUGGAAUCGGAUAUUUCAAGAAGGUAUUUGGAAGAAAAGAGAUAUAUUUCUACCGGAGCUUUGAAGAGAGAUCAACCAGCAUGUGGUGGUGGUGGUGGUGGUGAAGCUUAUACAAAAUCCGGCAGCUGUACCCCUCCUCCUUCUAAUCCUUAUAGUAGAGGUUGCUCAAAGUAUUAUAAGUGUAGGGGUUGA